Messenger RNA from Dictyostelium discoideum AX4, 2637 nucleotides. RefSeq lists its product as hypothetical. The record is from RefSeq and is a predicted model, not a curated record. Gene Ontology annotation, cellular component: chromosome; condensin complex; cytoplasm. Gene Ontology annotation, biological process: mitotic chromosome condensation. NCBI's taxonomy places the organism in Eukaryota, Evosea, Eumycetozoa, Dictyosteliales, Dictyosteliaceae. Bases 1 to 2637 code for a protein of 878 amino acids. The transcript is spliced from 4 exons.
AUGACCUCUAUAUUAUCAAAUUUAAAGAAAAGGUUUUCUAUUAAACCUACAACAAUAUCAGAUAUUGUUAAUAACAAUGAUGAUGAAAGUGAAAUUAAACAAUUAAAUAUCAAUAGCAAUAAUAAUAAUAGUAAUAAUGUUAAUAGUCAAUUAAAAAAAGUAUAUAAAAGAAAGAAAUCUUCAACAGUUGAUAGUGAUGACGAUGAUAAAAGUAACCAAAGUAGUGUUGACGAUGACGAGGAUGACAAUAAUUCAAGUGAAGAUUCAGGUCAAGAAAUUGAAAAUGUAAAGGGUAAAUCUGUAACAUUUAAAGAACAACCAAAACCAAACAAUAUGAUGGCAAAUAAACAAUUAUCUGCAGUACCAAAAUCAAAAAGAAAAUCAAUUAUCAUUCAACCAACCAAUUUGAAUCAAACAAAUAUAGAUACAACAACCAUUAGAAAUGAUCUAGAUAAUAAUUCAUUACCACCAAUUCAAAAGAAAGUACCAUUAACUCAUUUACAAAUUUCUGAAAUUUAUGCAAAUUGUAUUAAACUAUCAACUGAAAAUAAAAUUAAUCAAAAAAAUUCAUGGACAUUAAAAUUAAUUGAUCAUUUUGAUGAUGUUUUAGAGAAUCAACAUGCAGGUGAAUCAAAUACAACCAAUUUUCAAGCGGCAUCAUGUGUAUUGGAUGCAAGUGUAAAGAUUUAUUCAAAUCGUGUAGAUUCUGUACAUGUUGAUACAUAUAAGAUUUUAGGUGGUUUAUCAAGAGCAGAAAGAGAAGAAGUAGCAAAUGAUGAUGAUGAUGAUGAAGAUAGUAAAGAUAAAGAAAAUGAAGAAAAAAAAAAUAAAAAUAAAAAGAAAAAGAAAACUGGUGUAAAUACAUUAGAACAAAAUAUAGAUAAUAUAACAAUUAAGAAAUUUGAUAUACAAUUUAUGGUUGAUCCACUAUUUGGUAAAACAUCGGCAGCAUUUGAUGAAGGUGGUGCAAAAGGUUUACUCUUAAAUAAUCUUUCAAUUUAUGGUGAUUGUAAAUUAGUAUUUGAUUCAAAUGAUGCAAUUUAUUCAUCAUCAACUAGUGAAAACAAAAAGAACAAAAAUAAAAAGAAUGAAAAGAUUGAAUCAAAAAUUAAUAUAACACCAUGGAAACAUUUAUUUGAACCAGGUUCAAAUAAUUCAUUAGAGAUUUGUCCAACCUAUUGUGGUUUUUCAGAUUGGUCUGUAAAAAGUAAAGAUGGACUUUCAUUUAAUCUAAGUUCAUUAUUAAGAAAGAAUCAAGAUGAAGAAAAACAACAACAAGAACAACAACAAGAACAACAAUUAAAUAAUCAAGAUAAUGAUAACUUUUUAAAUCAUAGUGGUGAUGAUGAUUUUGAAAUUGAACAAUCAAAUCAACCACAAGCUCAACAUGAUGAAAUUGAUCUCAAUAAACUUGGUAAUAAUUUAGAUGAUGGUGAUAUGGGUAUUCAUUUUGGUGGAGGAGGGGAAGAUGAUGAUUUUGGUGAUGGUAUUGGAUUGGGUUAUGAUGAUGAAGAUGAUGAUGGUAAUCAUAACAAUAGAGAUCAUAAUAUUAUGGGUAUUUUAGAUGCAAAUCAAGAUUGGGAACAAUUAAAUUUAAUUGAACCAAAUCAAAAUCAAAAUUGGAAUGGUCCUGAACAUUGGAAAUUUUCAAAAAAAAAAAUAAAUAAAAAACAAGAAGGAAAUGAAGAAAAUGGAGAAGAUGAAGAAGGUUUAGAAUCUGAUAAAACAAAGAAAAAGAAAAAAGUGACUAGAAAAAAAGCAUUUCUUUUAGAUUUUGAUAGUGCACCACCACCAGAGUCAAUGUUUGAACCUGGUAAAGGUUCAACAUUAACUGUUGCAUCAUUAAAGAAAGCAUCAGAAACAAGUACAAUUUUACCACCAGAUAUUCAUUAUGAUAUUAAAAUGUUAUCAAGACUAUUUAAUAAACCAAAAUGUUCAAUUCCACCUAUGAGUAAAAGAGAAGAAGUUUUAAGAUUCUUAAAUCCAAAAUUAAAUAGAAAUAAUGAUGGUGAAGGGAGUGAUGAUGAUGAAGAUAAUGGAAAUCAAGAUUAUGAUUUUCCAAAUUCUCAAAUUCUUCAAGAUGAUUUUAAUCCAAAUGAAAAUAUGAAUGGUGUUGGUAGAAUUAAUGAUGAUGAAGGUUAUGGAGGAAUAGGUGGUUGGGAUGACGAAGAUGAUAGACCUAUCAAUCAAAAUAAUCUAGUUAAUAAUAAUAAUAAUAACAAUGAUGGAAUAAAUAUAAACAAUGUUGGUGGAUUUACAUUUGGUUUAAAUGGUGGUGUCUUAAUUGAUGAACCAAGAAAAGUUAGUAAAAUUGAUAUCAAUUAUGCAAGAGUAUCUAAAAAGAUUGAUGUUAAAUCAUUGAAAACUUCUGUUUGGUCAAUCAUUGAUUCUGAUGAUAAUAAUAAUAAUAACAAUAAUAAUAAUAGUCAAAGAAAUUCAGAAAAUAUUGAUGAAUGUAGUUUUGGUUCAUUAAUUGAUGAUUUAAAAGAAGAACAAAAUCAAUUAAGAUUAAAUAAUAAACCAACAGCUGGUGAAGUUUCAAUUCCUCUUGCUUUUAUUUGUGUAUUACAUCUUGCCAAUGAAAAGAAUUUAACAUUAAAUCAAGAUAAUAUAAAUAAUUUCAUAAUUUCAAAAUAA